AUGUCUUCUUAUGCCAUCUUGCUACUAAUUUUGAGGGUCUUGUGGGUCAAUGCAGCUCCCUCCACAUGUCUUGAGCGCUAUAAAGUCCUCCAAGAAAAUCCAGGCAUACCCACGGAAGGCUUGACGUUCUGCGAUAGCGGUCUGCAAGGUGGCGCUGGAAGCCAGACCGGUUCACAGCAAGGUGCCGCCAGCAACGACACAACCCAGCCGACGACCUUUACUGGAACCGCAGGAAAUUCUUCCGAAGGCACCUCAUCUACUGGACCUCCACCGACGAUAAGCAGCGGUAGCUCGAUUGCUCAGUCGCCACAGAAUCAAAACCAGAGCACGACCACAAACAGUGCCCAGACUUCACACGAUUACGGUUUUGGACAGGGGCCUUGCACCGGAGGAAAUGUUCCACAAAUCGUCAGUGGUAGCUGUAAACCGGGCUUCUUAAACACCGUUUUCAACCACGAUGUCUCAAACGAAGUCUGGCAAACCAUCAAAGCGCACAAUGUUACGAAUUUCAUUUCCUUUUGGAUGGACGGCAAAGAGAAAGACACAAAGUCUAUAACUUCUUCCAUAGCAGAUGAUUGUGCUCGCAUCCCCCUUGCGACAGAUCAGAGUCAAAUGUCACGCGUACAAAGCUUCGUAGAUACUCAGCCCCUCUUUCUGGGGCUCUUCAAUGAACCAGAUCUUGUCGGAGGUCAAUGGCCGAUGAUUGCAGCUCCUGACGUUGGCACGAGUGUCAAAGAGACACUAGAUCAGAUACCUACGACCUCGAGACGGCCAAACUUCCUUGCGCCAGCGCUGUUUGACAACAGCAAGCAGAUGGCCGACCCGAAUGAUAGUUCCUCGUGGUGGGGACAAUUCAAGGCAAACUGCCCGGGCUGUAUGGACAGAUUACCGAUCAUCUCGGUGCACCUGUAUGAGGAAGACGAGCAGCAGGCAAUUAGCACCGUCAGCGCGAUCGCAGCUCGCUUCCCUACACACCGCCUCUGGAUCACGGAGCUGUCACCUCGCCACGACAGCUGUAAUUACAGUAGUGAGCGCAUACAGCAAUGGAUGAAGACGGUGCUGGUAGCUUUGAAUAAACAUCAGCAAGUCGACAAAGUUUUCUGGAAUAAUGGAGAAUGGGGCGACAUGGGGGAUUGCAACGUUAGCUUGACAGGGCCUGAUGGCAAGGCCACAGAUCUAUUGACAGCGCUUGGGGAUGCGGAGCUCUGUGAUGAAGUUGUGGCUCCAGCUACUUCCCAGACGUCGUAG
Bacidia gigantensis is the source of this 1248-nucleotide messenger RNA. RefSeq lists its product as uncharacterized. NCBI's taxonomy places the organism in Eukaryota, Fungi, Ascomycota, Lecanoromycetes, Lecanorales, Ramalinaceae. Bases 1 to 1248 code for a protein of 415 amino acids. The transcript is spliced from 2 exons. The record is from RefSeq and is a predicted model, not a curated record.